AUAAAUAUGAGAAUUGCAUGUCUUCAAUUAAACCCAGUGAUUGGGAAAAUCCAAUCCAAUAUCACGAAGGCUAAUCAAAUCAUUGAAAAAUCUCUACAACAAUUGGACCGUCCAUUUGAUUUACUUAUACUUCCAGAAUUGGCCCUCACUGGCUAUAACUAUAAAAGUAGAGAACAUAUAGAGCCAUACUUGGAGCCUACAGAAAAUGGACCUACUUCCAGAUGGGCCGCUGAAAUUAGUCGCAAGUAUAAAUGUUUUACCCUAGUGGGGUAUCCUGAAUGGAACGCGGAACAUAAAGCCAUUUAUAAUUCCGCUAUACUUACAUCUCCAUCGGGUUCAACCAUACAUCAUUAUCGGAAAACUCAUCUAUACGAGAGUGAUGUGACUUGGGGUUGCUCGGAGAGCCCAGACAAGGCAUUCAACGGGUUUGAAUUUGUCUUGAAUAAAGAUUUUUACACCGAUAAUGCACCACCUUCAGCCCUGAUCAAGGCUCAGGUUGGAAUUUGUAUGGAUCUUAACCCAUACAAGUUUGAAGCACCAUUUAAUGCAUUUGAAUUUUCUGGCGCUUGUUUUAGAAAUCAAGCAAAACUCAUAUUAUGUCCCAUGGCUUGGCUUUCUCAAAAAUCACCAUCAAUUGCUGAGGAAUCUGGGAAAUCGGACGUUGACGCAGUCCCCAUUGUGCAAGAUGAUGAAAAAUCAAUCAGAUAUGAUCUCUUGUAUAAAAAGGAACUUGAUGUUAGAGAACAACAGAAAACGGAAAUUUCUACGGUUGAUUAUUGGAUUCUUCGAUUUCUCCCCUUUCUCAAACAUCCAAUGGUGGAGGUAACGAGAUAUUAUAACAAGGUCACCUUGGUAUGUUGUAAUCGGACCGGUCAAGAGGACAAUGUUCUUUAUGGGGGCUCGAGUCUGAUUAUCCAAUUUGAUAGUAAUGCCGCGAACUCCACUCCUACAGGUACAGAAAAUAAAAGCGUUACGCUACUUGGGAGCUUAGGGGUGGCCCAAGAGGGAAUCUUGGUUAGAGACGUUGAAAUAGUUCUUAGAGACCGUAUAUAA
[Candida] anglica is the source of this 1053-nucleotide messenger RNA. The record is from the annotation of a GenBank genome assembly. NCBI's taxonomy places the organism in Eukaryota, Fungi, Ascomycota, Pichiomycetes, Serinales, Debaryomycetaceae.